AUGACUGUAGUGGAAUACUAUGAAGAUUACAUAGCUGUGUUAAUGUGGAAAGAUGUUUACAAUAGUCUGCACCUGGACCCUGAGUGGCCAAGACCGUCCACUUCCAGGCGUGGUGCUCUCGGGCACCAGCAUCCUCAACCGAAGGAGGCGCGGGUGGCAGCAGCGCAUCGGUGCGCUGGGGAAAACAGGGAGUGGGCGGGAGACCACGGACACCACCGCCCGGACUAUAAACCGACACCGGGCAGCUCCCCGCCUGGGAGCGUGCGUUCCAGCCGGAGAAGCCGGGCGGUCGGAAGCACCCCGACUGCGUGCAGGGGUGCGUGGGGCGCCCGGGGCGCCGCUCCCGCGCUGACAGGCCGGGCCCACGGGGAAACGGAGGCCCGCCGGGUCCCCGGGAGCCCGGCUCGCGGAGCGAGCAGCUCUUGGCAGAAGUCCCUCGGAGAUGAAACCGGAAGUCCCACCCCUCCCCAAGAGGAAAACGGAAAGCCGAAGGAGUCAACCGAAGGAAGGGGAGACGCGCGUCAGGCUGAGAGCCUGGCGGCGUGUGACCGGGAAGGCCACCUGGGACUUCCAGCGGCUCCCCGAGCGGGUAACCCCCGGGCGAUCCCGCCUCCUCCCUCUCCAUCUCUCCUCACUCCACCCCUUCGCCCGCCCGCGAUGAGAAAAAUGAAGCUCAAAGAAGUGACGUAUUAUUCCCUAGUUCUGCCUGUACUGGCUAACUUUGGUGACUGUUUGCCUCUCUGAUGUCCCACGCUUACUCUCCCACACACACUGCUCCUGCUAAUCUGGCCCUGUGGCCAGGAUGUAGUCCCAGUAAAGAGACUCCCUGGCAAGAGGGAGAUGCUGCACAGACAAGGCGCCAGAACUUCACUCCCACAUCGUCUCCAUAUCAAAGCAGCAUUUUCAAACACACAGAGAAUGUUGAGAAACAUUGAAUAUGUCUGUUUGUCUCAUAUCAAAGAGGCCUAUCAGUAUCAGGAGUUACAGUUUAGUUAGCCUAAAUAUAAAACCUGUUUUAAUGAGAACUAUAUACAUUUUAUGUCUAAUUAGCCAAUUAAUUUGCUAUUCCUGCAUGAAAUUUACAAAACUUGCUAAGAGAAAAAUUUAGAAUGGAGAUGCCUAAUAGGAACUGAAUUAAACUAUCGUGGUUUAAACACAAAGUGGUCUGGGGUGGUGAACAUGAAGUAAUCUACACAGAAUUUGAAGUAUAUUACGAUGUACACCUGAAAUUUAUACAAUGUUAUAAACCAAUGCUACUGCAAUUAAAAAAAAUUUUUUUUAAACAAAGUGUUACAGCUUUUUUAACUCUAUGAAUGCACCAGUCGGGAAAGACUAAGCAACACUGUGUUAACAACCAUCCCAGAUCUCUCCCAAGUCUAUUCCCACCUCAAGUCUAGCACGAUAUUGCUGGACACUGCACUCCCUGACACCCCCCCAUGGGACCCGCGCUCUUGGAACCUCCACUUUGUGGGUUAGAGGGAGAGCGGACACUGACUCUCGUGCGGGUUCUGAAAGCUUCAGCACAGAAGUAAAAUAGUUCUCACCUAUUCACAUUUCAUUGGCCAAGGCAACUCACGUGGCCACACCCAACUUCAGAGGGGUGAGAAGUUCGCUCCUGGCAUGUGCCAUGGAGAAAUGAAAACGUGAAGGGAUUAAUGACAGUCUAUAGAGAAAAACAGACUGAAUCAAAUAGACACGAUGUCUUGUUUCAUCAUUUACUACUAUUUUGUUAACCUUCUGAACCUGAGUUUUUCUUAUCAGUAAAAUGGUAAUAAUAAUUGUGAUAAUAUCUACUUCAAAGACUGUAAAUUACAAGAUCAUUAAUGUAAA
Messenger RNA from Equus quagga, 1830 nucleotides. RefSeq lists its product as uncharacterized. The transcript has 4 exons. The record is from RefSeq and is a predicted model, not a curated record. The coding region runs from base 1 to 744 and encodes 247 amino acids. NCBI's taxonomy places the organism in Eukaryota, Metazoa, Chordata, Mammalia, Perissodactyla, Equidae.